AUGCUGCACGGCCCCGCCGGCAUGGGGGAGCCGUGGCAGCCGCAGCCGCAGCGGCUGGCCGGGCCCAGCAACGCCUCGGAGGGCAGCGCGGGGCCGCCGGCGGGCGGCUGGCCGGGCACGGCGGCGCCGGGGGGCGGCGGCGGCGGCGGCGGGGGGGCCGUGAGCCCCUGGGACAUCGCGCUGUGCGCCACGGGCACGGCGGUGGCGGGCGAGAACGCGCUGGUGCUGGCCGUGCUCUUCUACACGCCGAGCCUGCGGGCGCCCAUGUUCCUGCUCAUCGGCAGCCUGGCCCUGGCCGACCUGCUGGCGGGGCUGGGGCUGGUGGCCAACUUCGCCGUGCGCUACCUGCUGCGGCCGCCCAGCGAGGCGGCGGAGCUGGGCGCCGCCGGGCUCCUGCUCGCCGCCUUCUCCGCCUCCGUCUGCAGCCUGCUCGCCAUCACCGUGGACCGCUACCUGUCGCUGUACAACGCGCUCACCUACCACAGCGAGCGCACGCUGGGCUUCACCUGCGCCAUGGUGCUGCUGAUGUGGCUGCUGUGCCUCGGCGUGGGGCUGCUGCCCCUCCUGGGCUGGAACUGCCUGCGGGACCAGAGCGCCUGCAGCAUCCUGCGGCCCGUCACCAAGGACAACGCGGCGGUGCUGGCCGUCACCUUCCUGCUCCUCUUUGCCCUCAUGAUGCAGCUCUACCUGCAGAUCUGCAAGAUCGCCUUCCGGCACGCCCAGCAGAUCGCCGUGCAGCACCAGUUCAUCGCCACGGCCCAGGCCACCUCCACCCGCAAAGGGCUCUCCACCCUCUCGCUCAUCCUGGGCACCUUCGCCCUGUGCUGGAUCCCCUUCGCCAUCUACUCCCUGGUGGCAGAUUCCAGCUACCCCGCGGUGUACACCUACUCCCUGGCGCUGCCAGCCACCUGCAACUCCCUCAUCAACCCCAUCAUUUACGCCUUCAGAAACCCAGACAUCCAGAAGUCGCUGUGGCUGGCCUGCUGCGGGUGCAUCCCUUCCACUUUCUCCUCCAGACCAAGGACAUCCAGCGAUGUGUGA
Messenger RNA from Rhea pennata, 1041 nucleotides. Its product is annotated as G-protein coupled receptor 12-like. Gene Ontology annotation, molecular function: G protein-coupled receptor activity. Gene Ontology annotation, biological process: adenylate cyclase-activating G protein-coupled receptor signaling pathway; regulation of metabolic process. The transcript has a single exon. The coding region runs from base 1 to 1041 and encodes 346 amino acids. The record is from RefSeq and is a predicted model, not a curated record. Gene Ontology annotation, cellular component: plasma membrane; cytoplasm. Lineage: Eukaryota; Metazoa; Chordata; Aves; Rheiformes; Rheidae.